Messenger RNA from Patiria miniata (bat star), 2732 nucleotides. RefSeq names its product univin-like. The coding region runs from base 649 to 1809 and encodes 386 amino acids. The transcript has 2 exons. Gene Ontology annotation, biological process: BMP signaling pathway; SMAD protein signal transduction. Gene Ontology annotation, molecular function: growth factor activity; cytokine activity. Gene Ontology annotation, cellular component: extracellular region. Lineage: Eukaryota; Metazoa; Echinodermata; Asteroidea; Valvatida; Asterinidae. The record is from RefSeq and is a predicted model, not a curated record.
CAUGGAUGGGUCCCGCUUCAUUCUACCAAUGUACAUGCUCGGACCUGUUUGCGUAGCACGGCCGAGUGGGCCCGGAUAUCAGCGUACUAACUCCCUUUGAGUGAAGGUAAUUGUGUCAUUAAUUAAACGUGUCUAGAUGCAGGAGCGCUACACCCAACCCGCGCUCCACCCUACCAAUUAGCCCGACUAGACGAGUCGUGUUAUAAUUGCUGGCCCUCUGCCCACCGUCGGCUCACUCCACGAUCUGUCAUUUCCAAAGCAAACACUGAACCCAUUGGACCUUCCGCAGCCCUCAGCGAAACCUGACUUGAUUCGGCAAUCCUCACACCGGGUAUUUCCUGACGCAGACCUUCAAACGCCGCUGGUGGCUUGUCCUUGAGUGAACCGCAUCGACGAACUUCUCUCGUUCAACUGCCAAGUUGCGGAGGAAGACGUGAUUCGUGGUCAAUUCGCGACUUCAAACAUCUCUUUCGGUUUUUUUUCUCACCCCGAGCUAAAUGCAAUCGCAACCGGUUCGGUGGUGUUAACAGAGACCCGCUUAGCAUAGACAUUCGCACCUGCUUAAUGACAGACUGAUCGUAGCCGGUGGGCUAACAACUGAAGAUACAACCCCUCACAGCAAACCCAGCUUUCCGAUCACAACUAAUCAUGGCAACCGUGACGGUACUAGUCCUCGUUCUUGCCCAUUUAGCAACCACCCAACUCAUCCUGGGGGCUGAUACCAGCAGCAGCCAGUCUACUCCCCUGAGUUCACGGAUGGAGAGCAAGAUCCUGAGUAUGCUUGGCUUGAGCGAAAGACCCAGACCCAGGCCCAACGCCACAGCACCACAGUUCAUGCUAGACCUGUACGACAAACUGCAGAAUGGAUCCGACUCGGAUCAUACCACGGGGCGGUGUUCAUUUCCUGACCCAGCCUUCCCCGGUAACAUUGUGCGCAGUCUCACAAAUUCAGGUACAAAACUGAAGGCAUUGACGAAAUCCGACCGACGUUUUCGUCAAAUCCUCCAUUUCAACCUGUCAUCCAUUCCUGCUUCGGAGACCAUCACUGGAGCUCACCUUAGGCUUCAGUUCCUGGACACCAUCAGGAAAGUCAGGCCCACAGCAACAGUUCACCUCAAGCUGUACGAGAUCGCCCAGACUGUAUCUGAGAUGAGAUCAGCCCGGAUGGAGGACACCAGAAGCUCCUUUCGGUUGCUGACAUCGUUGUCUAUGGACCUGACGGAGUCUGGAUCGGAGACCAUCGACAUGCUGCCCAUAGUUCAGGAGUGGAGGGCCGGCAUGAGCCAGGACACCGGUCUCUACGUGGCCAUGGACAUCCACAAGACGGUGGGUCUACCCAAGAGGAAGGCCAACGCCAUCUUGGCCAAGAAGCUGGGUAAGCUGAGACACCGGACGGCGACGCUGGUGGUGGUGUCGGUUGACGGUGACAAGUGCCGUAACCGAUUCAGACGGAGCGCCGAGGAACCGGAGGUGACUGCCCCCGAGCCACACCCGAAUCUGUGCCAGAGGCGUCGCCUGUACGUCAGCUUCCGAGAUGUGGGCUGGCAGGAUUGGAUCAUCGCACCCAUGGGUUACCAGUCUUACUUCUGCGGUGGGGAUUGCCCGUUCCCGCUGGACAGUCGGCUGAACGGCACGAACCACGCCAUCAUUCAGUCCAUGGUCAACUCGGACAGUCCGGCCGCGGCCCCCAAAGUCUGCUGUGCGCCUACCAAACUCUCGGCCAUCUCAAUGUUGUACUUUGACAACGAAGACAAUGUGGUCUUAAGACAGUACGAAGACAUGGUCGUUGAAUCUUGCGGAUGUCACUGACGUGUACUAUCAUAACAAUGUUAAUGAUUACAUAAACGAAGAUGAAAACAAAGUUCAGAAAUGUGUGGAAUCCUAUUCCGUUGUUGAACACAUUUUGCUAAAAAUUAUUUUGAGAGGAAAGUUUCUAAAACUAAAUCUCGCAGUGUGUAAGUUAAAAAAAAAACCCUCCCAAAAUGGCGAUAGGUAGCCUACGAAACGAAUCAGUAAUCAGUAUUUUGGUGGCACACAUUCUGAACUCUGUUUAUUAUUAUAUGAUUGUUACUAGACACGCUAAGCGAUUCUCUAGAUAUGUUUUUAUACACUAUUUCUUAUACUCCUGUACUGUACAGAUAUGCUCAUAUGCAUGUAAAUGAUCAAAUCAACUAUUUAAUGUGUUAAAGUGUAAAUAUGAACAAAUAUUAAACGCCAGCGUGAGCAACAUCUUUCAUAAAUUAAUAUUUAAAAAAGAAGAAGACACUAACCAUGUCCUUGCUCACCUUAAUUACGAAGAAAUGAAUCCAUUGUCAGCAGUGCCUUAAUGUUAAUCCCUGAUGCAGUAAGAGCUCCACGCCUACAGUUAAAUAUAUUAGUAUUACCCUUUUUGGUCACAGUCUCUCAUAUUUUUUUCCCAAAAAAUAUGACAAUUUUCACAAUUUAAAUGAACAGACAAAACCAAUGCUGGCCUCGACACUGUAAGAACAUAACUUGGUGCUUGGUAGAGUAAUCCCACUGCAACCCAAUUUGGGCUAAACUGGGAUGUCGUGCAUCCUUUUUAAGUUAAGAAAAUUGAGAGAAUAAUUUAGGCCCUAAUCCGUCUUUGAUCGAAGGUUGCAUUUUUUGUUUGCUGUGAAUAUGCCUCCGUGUAAGCGGGUGCUUUUCGUUUUUCAAGUGAAUAAAUGAGUGUAAAUAAAAUGUAUUGAAUAUGUGCAAAAAAAACUCGGAAA